AUGGCGGUGUUGGAGAACAUGGCUGCUGCUAUACAGGCCACUGCAGAGGCUCUUGGGCAAAAGAUAAACAAUAAUGGCAAUGGUGAAAGUGGAGCUCAGGGCCCGGUGAUACUGGCAACCUUCUUAAAGGUUAAUCUACCUAAGUUCAAAGGAACUACCGAUCUGACUGAAGCUGAUACCUGGUUUCACGCUAUAGAGCGAGCACUGCAAGCGCAUUUGGUACAUGAGGAGCAGUGUGUUGAAUUUGCUACCUAUCUGCUCACUGUGGAAGCAUCGCACUGGUGGCAGGGAGCCUGGCGUCUCUUACAGCAAGGGGAUGCCUUUAUCACUUGGGAUGCCUUCCAGGUGAAAUUCUAUAAGAAGUACUUUUUGAAUUCUGCCAAGACGGCCAAGGAACUUGAGUUACUACAGCUGAAGCAGGGUGCUAUUUCCUAUUGGAGUAUACAUACAAAUUUGAGAAGCUAUUCAGGUUUUCCCGCAUGUGUCAGGGAACUCCGGGAGACUUCGAGGAAUGAAAGUGCAUUAAGUAUGAAGGAGGGCUUCGGAGUGAUAUCUUAA
This is a messenger RNA of Arachis ipaensis, 558 nucleotides long. NCBI's taxonomy places the organism in Eukaryota, Viridiplantae, Streptophyta, Magnoliopsida, Fabales, Fabaceae. The record is from RefSeq and is a predicted model, not a curated record.